Messenger RNA from Calliphora vicina (urban bluebottle blowfly), 1763 nucleotides. RefSeq names its product sine oculis (gene so). The transcript has 6 exons. Gene Ontology annotation, molecular function: RNA polymerase II cis-regulatory region sequence-specific DNA binding; DNA-binding transcription factor activity, RNA polymerase II-specific. The record is from RefSeq and is a predicted model, not a curated record. Gene Ontology annotation, cellular component: transcription regulator complex; nucleus. Gene Ontology annotation, biological process: regulation of transcription by RNA polymerase II. Bases 109 to 1461 code for a protein of 450 amino acids. Lineage: Eukaryota; Metazoa; Arthropoda; Insecta; Diptera; Calliphoridae.
ACUCAUUUACUAAACAAAAGAAAAUCAAGUAGAUUUUUUUGUUUGCAAGUAAAGCAGGUGAAAUUGAUAUUUCACUUCAAUUAAUUGUCCGGCAUUAGCUUCAACACUAUGCUACAACAUCCCGCCACAGAUUUCUAUGAUUUGGCUGCAGCGAAUGCUGCCGUGUUGAGUUCACGCCAAACGCCACCUUAUAGUCCGGGCGGCCUAUCAACGGCCGGUUUAGCCAACAAUAAUAAUAAUAAUAGCACAAGCAAUAAUAACAAUUUGGAUAUGUUGUCGCAUAAUGGUAACGCCAAUACCGUACCGGGUUCUACACAUUUAGGUAAUCAGAAUGCAAGUACAAAUGGUGGCGCCAGCAAUGGCGCUAAUGGACGAGAGUCAUUGCCCAGUUUUGGUUUUACCCAGGAGCAGGUGGCGUGUGUAUGUGAGGUUUUACAGCAAGCUGGUAAUAUUGAAAGACUGGGCCGUUUUCUAUGGUCAUUGCCACAAUGUGAUAAAUUGCAAUUAAACGAAUCUGUGCUGAAAGCCAAGGCCGUUGUUGCAUUCCAUCGCGGUCAAUACAAAGAAUUGUAUCGAUUGUUAGAACAUCAUCAAUUCUCACCACACAAUCAUGCCAAAUUACAGGCUCUGUGGUUAAAAGCUCAUUAUGUGGAAGCCGAAAAACUGCGUGGAAGACCAUUAGGUGCUGUGGGUAAAUAUCGUGUUCGUCGUAAAUUUCCACUGCCGCGCACAAUUUGGGAUGGUGAAGAAACAAGUUAUUGUUUUAAGGAAAAAUCUCGUUCAGUUUUAAGAGACUGGUAUGCGCACAAUCCUUAUCCAUCACCGCGUGAAAAACGUGAACUAGCAGAGGCUACGGGACUGACAACAACACAGGUUUCUAAUUGGUUCAAAAAUCGAAGACAAAGAGAUCGUGCAGCGGAACAUAAAGAUGGCAACUCGGAUAAACAACACCUGGACUCAUCGAGUGAUUCCGAAAUGGAAGGUGCUCUCAUGCAACACCACAGCACAACAUCCGCCAACAACAACACAUCGAAUAGCAAUAAUCAUCAUCAUACAACGCAACAUCAUCACCAUCAUCAGCAACAGACGCUCUCACAACAACAACAGCAGCAGCAACAACAACAUACAGCACAACAAUCACCCAAUCAAUCGCUCAGCAAUCACCAUACACAUCAUCACCAGCAGCAACAACAACAACAGCAGCAGCAACAAAGUCAUCACAGUUCGGCAAAUGUAUCAUCACACACCACCGUCGAUCAUACAUUGAGCGCUCAACUGGUGGGUGGACCAGCUUUAUCGGCCGCCGCUGCUGCUGCCGCUGCCAUUGGUUCUACGAAAAGUUCCAUUAAUGCGGCCUCAGCGCAAAUGGCUCCCCUACCUGCGGCCGUGGCCUAUUCCCAUCUACACAAUGUGAUGAGUUCAAUGCCCAUCUAUGAUAUGAGUGAAUAUCAACAUUUAUGAUUUUAGUUAGAUGCCAUUUGUACGGGCAACAGUGAAUGGAUGACAACGGCUGUUAAUGCAGCCAAUGCAACAGCAGCUGCAGCUAGCACAAGCAUAACAACAACUACAGCGCCAACGACAUUGUCGUCGUCAGCUGCAGCGGCCGUGGCAACACAUAGACAACAGCAUCAGCAACAUUAUUAUUUUUAACAAAAUCUAGACACAACUGUUAUAUAAAUUUUAGAAUCAGAAAAACAAUAGAUCAAACACACAGAUGUAUUAAAAAGAGUUGGAAAGGGGAGAAGAAGUUUUUUGGAAAAAGC